Molecule: messenger RNA, 1993 nt
Organism: Drosophila erecta
Lineage: Eukaryota; Metazoa; Arthropoda; Insecta; Diptera; Drosophilidae
Product: zinc finger protein 184
Exons: 2
Coding region: 325-1932 (535 amino acids)
Source: RefSeq, a predicted model, not a curated record
CUGCAAACAGACUGCUAAACGCCUUCUUAAAAUAUACCGGAUACAAUAUUGGUCGGGGUGAUACAUUUUGAAUUUUUAAACCUUUUCACUUGAAUUAAAAUCACUCAAAUUCAUUUAAUUAAAAUAAGGAGAGUGGGAUGUUUAUUCUGCUAACUUUAGGAGCUUUAGCUAGUGAAUCAAGGGCUUAAUCAGUUGAAGGAAAGCCCUUUAUGUACAAACAACGUGAUGAUAUUUAUGUUUAUGGUCUUACACUUUUAUUGUAAGGCUACACGUCUAUAAUUUAAGCAAUCCAAUCGACUUAGGAGCUCAUCUAGUUACCGAACUAUGGAUUCGGCGAUCGUUGAUGAAUGCCCCGUGAAGAACGAACCCCUCGAAGAAGACACAUUCGAGGAAGAAUUGCGCUCGAUUUCAGACUGCGACAUCGAACAGCCAGAAAGCGAAAUAAAGAUCGAGGAAACUUAUGACAUCGAUUUUGAGUCAGCGAAAAGAAAGAGAAAAGAGCCCAAAAAAGCCCCGACGAAGCUGAUGACUUGUAAAUCCAAAAAAGGACAGAAGUGCCUCUUGCGAAAUCACACAGAUACGUUUAAGUGUAAACAAUGCCAAAAGACGUUUACAAGAAAGGAAAACCUUCAAACACACUUGCAAAUUCACGCAGGAGAACGGCCGUUCGAGUGUUCCCACUGCUCCAAGAGUUUUGCACGCAGCACACAUUUUAAGCGACAUUUGCUCAUACACGCCGAAAACCGACCCUUUAAGUGUUCCCACUGCUCAAAGACUUUUACCCUGAAUACAUCGCUCAAACAACAUCUGCGUAUGCACACAGGAGAAAGGCCCUUCAAGUGUUCCCAGUGCUCUGCGUCAUUUACAGUGAAGUCUACACUUCACGCACACAUGGUAGUGCACACUGGCGAGAGGCCGUUCAAGUGUACCCAGUGUUCAACGUCUUUUGCGCGGAAAACGAAUCUUCAGGAACACUUGCGUGCGCACACAGGAGAACGCCCCUUCAAGUGUACCCACUGUCCGAAGGCAUUCAAAACCAACUCGCAUCUCCAGGAACACUUGCGAACGCAUACGGAGGCACGACCCUUUAAGUGUUCCCAGUGCUCGAAGAGCUUUAAGCUAAAAUCAAUUCUUCAAAAGCACCUGCUAACGCACGCUGAAGGAUCCUUUAAGUGUAACCAGUGCACAAAGACUUUUGCAGGGAAUGAAAGUUUGCAAAUACAUUUGCGAAUGCAUGCGGGAGAAAACCCAUUCAAGUGUCCUCAUUGCCCAGAGACCUUCGCAAGGAAUUCCAUUUUUCAACUACACUUGCUUGAACACGCAGGCAAAGAGCCCCUGAAGUGUUCCCAGUGUCCAGCCACUUUUGCAAUGAGGUCACUUUUUCAAAUCCACGCACGUUCGCACACAAGAGAGCGACAGUUUAAGUGUGCCGAAUGCUCGAAAUCCUUUUUUAGGAAGUCUCACCUCAAGGAGCACCAUCUAGUUCACACGGGAGAAAGGCCAUUUAAGUGUACGCACUGUUCCAAGGAUUUCAAACAUAGUUCGCAUCUUCAGGUCCAUUUGCGAGAUCACCCUGGAGAAAAUCCACUUAAGUGUUCCUACUGUUCGAAGGCAUUUAAGCUGCAUUCGCAACUGCAGUUGCACCUGCGAGACCAUACUGAAAAAAACUCAUUUCAGUGUUCCCACUGCUCGAAGACUUAUUCGUCCAACACGACCCUUCAAAUACACUUGCGAACGCACACGGGCGAAUUGCCCUUUAAGUGUUCCCAUUGCUCUAAGAGUUUUGCAAGGAGCGCCGAAUAUCGGAAACACUUGCUGGUGCACACGGGAGAAAAGCCCUUCAAGUGUUCACACUGCUCAACCAGAUUCACCCAGAAAUCCAGUCUUGGGCGACACCAGCGGAGAAACUUAUGCGGCAUGAACUCAGACUGAAAAUAAUUAGUUCAGACAUAACGUAGAAAUAAAGUAAUAGUAAUAAACGAUUAGUAAUGAA